GAGCGGGCAGCGCGGGGCGGGCGCUGCCGGGACCGCGACGGGGGCCUGGUGCUGGGAGCCCCGUGGGCCGCGAACGCAGCAGACUCGCUGCGGCAGCCGAGAUCGGGUGCGCGGGAUGAGCCUCACGCGGAAAAAGGGCUUCUACAAGCAGGACGUCAACAAGACCGCCUGGGAGCUGCCCAAGACCUACCUGUCCCCGACGCACGUCGGCAGCGGGGCUUAUGGCUCCGUGUGCUCUGCCAUCGACAAGCGGUCAGGGGAGAAGGUGGCCAUCAAGAAGCUGAGCCGGCCCUUCCAGUCUGAGAUCUUUGCCAAGCGGGCCUAUCGAGAGCUGCUGCUGCUGAAACACAUGCAGCAUGAGAACGUCAUUGGGCUCCUGGACGUCUUCACUCCAGCCUCCUCCCUGCGGAACUUCCAGGACUUCUACCUGGUGAUGCCUUUCAUGCAGACGGACCUGCAGAAGAUCAUGGGCAUGGAGUUCAGUGAGGACAAGAUUCAGUACUUGGUGUAUCAGAUGCUCAAGGGUCUCAAGUACAUCCACUCCGCCGGGGUCAUCCACAGGGACCUAAAGCCGGGCAACCUCGCUGUGAAUGAGGACUGUGAGCUGAAGAUCUUGGAUUUUGGGCUGGCGAGGCAUGCAGACGCCGAGAUGACUGGCUAUGUGGUGACCCGCUGGUACCGGGCCCCUGAGGUUAUCCUAAGCUGGAUGCACUACAACCAGACUGUGGACAUCUGGUCUGUGGGCUGUAUCAUGGCGGAGAUGCUGACGGGGAAAACGCUGUUCAAGGGGAAAGAUUACCUGGACCAAUUGACCCAGAUCCUGAAAGUGACUGGGGUGCCAGGUGCGGAGUUCGUGCAGAAGCUGAAUGACAAAGCGGCCAAGUCCUACAUCCAGUCCCUGCCACAGAGCCCCAAGAAGGAUUUCUCUCAGCUCUUCCCACGCGCCAGCCCCCAGGCCGCAGACCUGCUGGAAAAGAUGCUGGAGCUGGACGUGGACAAGCGCCUGACGGCCUCGCAGGCCCUCGCCCACCCCUUCUUUGAACCCUUCCGGGACCCAGAGGAGGAGACAGAGGCCCAGAAAUUUGAUGAUUCCUUAGAACAUGAGAAACUUACGGUGGACGAAUGGAAGCAGCACAUCUACAAGGAGAUUGUGAACUUCAGCCCCAUUGCCCGGAAGGACUCGCGACGCCGGAGUGGCAUGAAGCUGCAGUGACUUGUCCAGCUGACCCCUGGCUGAGCCCGGGGAUCACCAUGUGGCACCCCCUGCCAGACACUGCCCCUAGGACCAAUAUUUAUUUGUCACUACUGAGCCCUUCUGGGUUACAGCCUUCCAAGCACAGGACUGAGGACCCUAGUCCUUGUGUGGGAAAUAGGCCCAGUAGGUGCAGGUUUCAAAGAUGUUGGUUGGGGGAAAGUAGUUCCGGUCAUAACUGACCACAUUAAAUGCCUGUCUGGAGACUU
This is a messenger RNA of Phyllostomus hastatus (greater spear-nosed bat), 1461 nucleotides long. It is a transcript of the gene MAPK13, whose product is annotated as mitogen-activated protein kinase 13. The transcript is spliced from 12 exons. Gene Ontology annotation, molecular function: ATP binding; MAP kinase activity. The coding region runs from base 116 to 1213 and encodes 365 amino acids. Gene Ontology annotation, cellular component: cytoplasm; nucleus. Lineage: Eukaryota; Metazoa; Chordata; Mammalia; Chiroptera; Phyllostomidae. Gene Ontology annotation, biological process: MAPK cascade; protein phosphorylation. The record is from RefSeq and is a predicted model, not a curated record.